Messenger RNA from Podarcis lilfordi (Lilford's wall lizard), 35391 nucleotides. NCBI's taxonomy places the organism in Eukaryota, Metazoa, Chordata, Lepidosauria, Squamata, Lacertidae. The record is from the annotation of a GenBank genome assembly.
AUGGCUCCAAAAAGGAAAUUGUCCAAAUCUGAUGUGGAAGGAGAAAAUCUGAUGGAAAAGUUACCAAGUAUGUAAAGCAAGAAUCUUUCCUGUCAUCUGGCCCAGUAUACCUGAAGUGUCUCUACCCCCAUCCUUCAGCCUUCUGGCGGUUCCCUCACUACAAGAAGUGAUGUUACAGGGAGCUAGACAGAGAGCCUUCUCGGUAGUGGCACCCGCCCUGUGGAACACCCUCACACCAGAGGUCAAGGAAAUAAACAACUAUCUGACUUUCUGAAGGCAGCCCUGUUUAGGGAAGUUUUUAAUGUUUUAUGUUUUAUCAUGUUUUUAAUAUUCUGUUGGGAGCUGCCCACAGUGGCUGGGGAAACCCAGGCAGAUGGGCGGGGUAUAAAUAAUUUAUUAUUAUUAUUAUUAUUAUUAGGCAGAGAACAUGCCUUCCUUUUUAGUAAUGCCCAAUGCAACAACAAAAGUAUUCACAGAGCUGAUCUCAGUGCUGUUUUCUCCCCAGCCCUGGAAUACUUUUUUCUCCAUGGUUAUGAGCACUGAAUACAGUGGUACCUCGGAAGUUGAAUGGAAUCCGUUCCGGAAGUCCGUUCAACUUCCAAAAUGUCCGCAAACCAAGGUGCAGCUCCUGCAGCCAAUCAGAAGCCGCGGAAGUCAUGUCAGACAUUCGGGUUCCAAAGAACGUUCGCAAACCAGAACACUCACUUCCGGGUUUGCAGCAUUCGGGAGCCAAAACAUUUAACUUGCAAGGCAUUUGGGAUCCAAGGUACCAUUGUAUAUAAUUUCACUGUAAGCUCAUUGAGAAAAAUUACAAAGGAGAGAAUUCUUUAUAUAUCAUAAAAUGAAAAUAAUAUUCCACAAGUGUGAUAAUCUUGCUUUGUUUAAGUAAUGACAUACAGGAUUGCUGAUGGGGACUUAAAUUAUGCUCCUACAUUUUAUGCAGAGUCUAUACAUAUUUUUGCCACGGUGAAUGUUCCAUCUUCAGCAGAAUGCUAGCUUCACUCCUGAGUUAGAGGCUGUGGAAUUGCAUUGUGCUCUUGGAAGCACUAUGUGAUAGUCUGGAACUAGAAAAAGCAUCAGGGAUAUUUUCAGAAGUCACACUGUACCUAAUGGGUCUCAUAACAGUAGGGACAGUCCUGCUGUUCCCAGCUAUCCUGCUCUUCCCAGCUUGAGGGAAGACCUGAGUAGUACUGUUCCUCUAAAGAAUUCAUGAGUGUUUUGGAACUGUGGUGUAACUGAGAACAAUUUCUCAAUCUCUCCUUAUAUUCCACACUCGAGAGGGGGGCUGGGGCUUGUCUGUGUCUCAUUAAACCUCCAAGUAUUUGGAGCGCCUGUGUUUUUGGAUAUGAUCCAUGUUUCCCUCUCCAGCUUGAGAAAAGGGCUGUACUGUUGUACUGUUUUUUGGAGGUAGUCUUGGUACAUCAGAAGCACAGUAGGAUAGAGAUAUGCUUCAUCCUUCAUCCUGAGCUUGGAGAUGGGAAUUGUUCCUGAUUUGUACACCAGACACUGGUGAAGUACAACAUAAGGUCAGGGACAAGACAACAUGCAUCCUUUAUUGGCAACAAGUCUUGGCUGGCUCUUGUGGUGUAUAUAAUAUUCCAUAAUUCUAAUCUGAGGGUUUCAGAGGACAGUCCUACUUUAGUAGCCCCAGUGAUUUCAUCUUAACUCUCUUCAAUGUCCAGUAAUUUUAGGACUGGGAUUGCAAUCCACAAACCACUUACUCAAGUGCUUUGUUAGUUGCACCCUUUAUACUAGGGAUGGGAAAUUUGUGGCCCUCUAAAUAUUGUUAGACUCCAACUCCCAUUAGCCUCAGCCAACAUGGCCAAUGGUAAGGGAUGCUGGGAAUUAGUCCAAAUAACAUCAGGAGGGUCACAGGUUCCCUAACUUUGCUUUAUAUCAUCCUUCCUCUAUUGUAAGAUUUCCCAGUGAACCAGUGGUCAGGGAUGGUGGGAAUUGUAGUUCAAAAACAGCUGGAGACCCAGUUUUGGGAAACCCUGCUCUAUUGUAUGUAUCUCCUACACUCUCUUAGAAGGUUGUUCUAGCUUAGGAUAUAUAGCCCUUGGGUUCAUCUUCCAAGGGACCUCAAACUUUAUACAAACUUCAUGAUUUAAAGGUUGAUUUUUUUUUUCAUUUAUUUGUAUUGAGGUAUGUGACUCUCAAAUAUGACGUUCAUUUAUCUUACGCUAGUAACUUUUCCAUCUUAGAAACAAAGAAAUCUUGCACGCUUGGUAAGAACAGAUCCAUUCCCAAAGAUGGAGUUGUAGAGAACAACAAUGUUUUUGGGCAGCUCCUCAAGAUAGGAGGAAUUAUACUGAAAGCUGGAGAACGACAGAAUGAAAUAGGUAUAUACUUUCAUGACAUUCUUAGCAGUAAUUCUAAAAGGAAAUUAAAGUGUAAAACAUUUACCUGCUAGUUUUCUGCUACUUUGCACAACUGUUAAAAAUAGAGGAGCUCUGCUAGAAAUGUAUUUAUUUAAUUUUACCUUUUUAGCAUUCUAGCCUCACUACCUCUAUGCCAGGGAAAGUUCUGCCAGGUGGAUUUCUGUCUGUCACGUGGCAGUUAGUGGGAAGGGCAGAAGGUGGCAGAUUCAGACUAUUAUGACAUGAACAUGACAGUGUUUGUUCUUCUUGGCACUUUUUCCAUAGCUGUGGAUGGAGCAAUUUUCCAGAAGAAGUUGCAUCAAGCAUUGAAGAAGCACCCUUCUCAACCACAAGUAUGAACUGGCAUUAUUUCAUGUCUUUGAAAUUGAAGUGGGCCUGUAUUGAUUCUAACACCCAAAGCUCUCUGUCUCUGUCCAUCUCUUUCUGUCUCUCUCCUGACAAACACAAAUUAAAAUCUCUUUUUCAGUCCACUUCUCUUAUUCUUUACCUUGCAUUUUAAAUAUAUGAAUUAAAUAAAAACAGAACACAAGAGGAAAAUAGGAGAUCUCCAUAAUCAAUACAGAGUUCUUGCUUAUGAUUUGCUGCUGACAGAUCUGGAAGAAGUAUGAAACUGGUCACUGGAUUUUUUCAUUAAAAAGUAACAAUUUACAAAUUACAGUUUUAUGCAUCCCACACAAAGAUCAAGAACAGGCAUUGUGUAAACAGUAGGCUUUCACUGCUUGAUUUGCACAUUCAUGCAUUUGAAACAGUAGGGAAAAUUGUUCGGCCUUCAUUUUCUCUCUCUCCUUCCCUCCAUCCUGUCUAGAUUGGUGAGGAGUUCAUCAGUGGCUUGGAAUCCCACAUAGAAAACAGAGAUCACUUCAGGAAUUGUCUUCUACCAUGCAUACCCACACAAAGUCAGGAAACAAGGUCAAUGAAAAACCUCAUUUGUUUUCUCCCUGCAAGUUGCCAUGUGAAUGGUUUAAUACUUGCAGUAUGUUACCAUGACAGUGUAGUAAAUGACUACCUGUAUAUACUCCAAUCUGCCUCUGGACUGCAACUGGAGGUGUUUUUUUAAUGUGUGUUUUUUUUAAAAGAAACAAACUUAAUUCUGUUGUAAUAUACACCUUUUAAAGGUCAAGCUCUAAACAACAACAAAAGAGAAGGUACUUGGGGUUAAACUAAUUUAUUACAUGUGUGUCCCUUUGUCUAAGGAGCUCAAAGUGGGGUAGGGAGCGCCUAUCACAAAUACAGUAUAUUGUUUUAAACCCAGGUACUCACAUGAUGCCUUUUUCUAAUAAGAAUAGCAAAGUGUCUCUCUCCAUUACAGUAAUGCAAUCCAUUCAUAUUGUGAAAGCCUCAUUAAACUGCUCCUUGGCAUUGAGAUAUUACAGGUAAGAUCGCUUUUCCAUGCAGUUCUCCCAACCAUCUCCCAGCUUCCUAUUAUUUAUUUAUUUAUUGCAUUUUAUAUCCCAACCUUUUCAGAUUGGCAUAGGGGGGGAAACACACCAAGACUGUUCUUGCUCUACAAGCUCACAAACUAAAAAGGCAUAAGGGAAAAGGAAUGGGAGGGAGGAGGGAAAAGCAACCUUAAGCACAAGUUCCCAAAGUUAAAACCAAUAUGAGUUACAGUUCUGGCUUGCCCUGACAAAAAGCAAUCCCACUCCCUCUACACCCCCCCCCACCCCCACCCCCCGUGGUUCCCCUGGCCCUCUGGAGUAGAUGUGGAGAAGCACAGAAUGGGGAAGGUCCUAUUGCGCAAGCGCUGAAUACUGCUCAAUAGCUUUAUUUACCAAGAAUUAGUGCUCUGGGGAAGUUUUACUGCAGUGCUUCAUAGCAGAGAACUCUUCUUCAACAGUGGAUAAUGGGGUUUGGGUCUGCAGUGUUGUGUACACAGUGUGCUACCUCAUUGUAAAUGUAAUUUCUCAAAAUGCCUUUUUCUUUUUGGAAGCCUGCUGUUAUAAGACUGCUAUUUGAAAAACUCCCCGAAUUUUUUCACGAAAGGCAAGUACUCCACUACUUUAACUUGAAAUGUUGACUGCUCUGCAUUUUCCAUCUGCUUCUCCUCAACCGCUUGUUGAAAUCCUCAAAACUUGAUCUCGUUAGCAUGCAUGAAAGAUUUUAAAAAUUCUUUGCCACUCAUGCCCUAUACUCAUUUAAGGUUCAGGAACUUGGACAAAUUUGUGGUCCUCAAGAUGUUGUUGAACCUUAACUCCCAUCAGCCCUGACCAGCAUGGCCAAUAGUCAGGAAUGAUGGGGGUUGGAAUCCAACAACAUCUGGAGAGCCAAAGGUUAGUAGUCACCCUGCUAUAGAGGACUGAAAUUUAAGCUUUUACUGUGUGUUCUUUUCUGCUGUACAAAGCAAGUUUUAGAUGGCAGAGUAAAUGAAUGGAUUACAGUGAGCUUUCACUUCCUGGUGCAACUAGACUUCUCUGCGACCCUUCCUCUCCACAGGGAAGUGGGACCAAUUUGGAUGCUCCUACCCCACCACUUAAUGGAUCCAAAUGGUUUCCAGAGCGUGGUAAGGGAUAUUUUAUCCCAUGCUGAUGGCCUUUUAGCUGAUUCCUUGGUGGCCCGCUCUGGUCAUCUCCUGCUUUCACUACUGCAAUGUGCUCUAGGUGGGGCUACCUUUGAAGGUGACCCAGAAACUACAACUAAUCCAGAAUGCGGCAGCAGCUUGGCUGUGACAAACGAAGUUACAGGGAACCAGGCAGAGGGCCUUCUCGGUGGUGGCACCCUCCCUGUCGAACACCCUCCCUUCAUAUGUCAGGGAGAUAAAGAAUUGUAAAAUUUUUAGAAGAAAUCUGAAGGAAGCCCUGUAUUGGGAGGUUUUUUAAUGCUUGAUUUUUUAUUUUGUUUUUAGAUAUGCUAUAAGCUGCCCAGAGUGACUGGGGAAACCCAGCCAGUUGGGCGGGGUAUAAAUAAAAUUCAUUUUAUUUUAUUUUAUUUUAUUUUAUUUUAUUUUAUUUUAUUUAUUAUUACCUACUUUGCUGUUGAUCCUGAGGCUGGGUUUCUUGUCUGAAAACUAGUAUGUAUUGCACUUCCUCAAGUGGCUCAUAUACAGGAUGGCAUGGCAUAUUUAUUUUCAACAGAAUUUGUUAAAAGAAACUAUAGUUCUAAAUAAAUUGGAUUUCGAAAUGCUUCUAGAGAGGAUGGAGAGCAGUCUUCCAUAGCUGCAUCUGGAAGUGACUUCAGAAAGAAGGGUUUCUCAGUAAUAAAAAGGAACUAGGGCUUAUGUUUUAUCUCUUCUGAUCUUUCAGUGUGGGCAGUGAUGGACUCAAUUUGCCUCGGCUCAUUGUCAAUCAGUUAAAAUGGCUUGACAGGAUAGCUGACAGCAAGGCAAGUACCACCAAUGCAAUCAAUUAUGUUUCUCAUGGGGUAUUGUUUAACAUUCAGUGAGCACUAGCAACAUGCUAGUUAGAUGUUGGUUUCUUUAACACAGAGAUGGGAAACUUUUUUGAAUUCAUGGACCAGAUCUUUAUCAGAUCCUAACCUUGUAGGCCAAAUUUGAUAGGUGGGUAGGAUUGUUCACCUGUCAAUCAUCUGACAUCACAAUGGCAUCAGGAGCUUGGGUGCUUUGAAGUCCCAAAGUUGGGAUUUCGAAGAACUGUGCAGGACCUAAGAAGAGCCCUGCAAAAUUCUUUAAAACUCUUACUACACCCCGCGUACCAAAGACUCUGCAUCGGUGAGUUGGGAGAGGUGGAGGACAUUCAACACAAUUUGUUGCAAUGCCCUUUAUGUACAUCCCCUAGACUAAAAUUCCUCAAUUACAUCCUUUGCUCUUUCUCCAACCAACUUCCCCUUGAGCAAAUCUCUAUUUUGCUGGCUGGCAAUAAUGUAUUUAUUACUGCACAGGUUGCAAAAUUUGCCUUGGCUGCAAGUAGGUUGAGAGCUAGGCACCAAGACAAGUAUAAGGGGAGUGUGAGAAGUGGAGUGCUUAACUUAUGCAUGUAUGAUUUUUGUAUGUUUGCUUUGCUGUUGUUGCUGUUCAGUUUUAAAUUAAUUAUUUGUAUUUUACGCAUUGUGGCCAAUUGUGGCGGCUUAUAGCUUUUAGCAAUAAAGAUUUCAUUCAUUUAAAACUCUUAAGGCUUCAGCUUUAUCACAUAUCAGUUUCUGUGUUCAUGACUAGUUUCUACAGCAGAUUUGGGCACUUUCAUAUCUUGCUAUGUACAUAAGACAGGGCAUUCUAAUUGUACCCACUGAUGAAUCCAUAAACAGUGCCUCUGAGGCUAAGCAUUAGGUUUGGGCAGGUACGUAUGAGUGCAGGUGAUCUUUCGAGUAGCUCCAUCCCAGGGCUUUAGCAACCAUAACCAGCAUUUUUAAUUGGGUCUGGAAAUGAACUGAGAUAUUGUGGGGACAAAAGAGAUAAGCAUUUAAAAAUAUUUGCAUGCUAAGAAACUACAAAUAAUAUAUGUCUGAUAAAUAAACCAAUCACUUAGCUUCCAUUCUGGAUGCAUAUAUGUAGCAUACAUUUGUUGGCUUCUCUGUGUUUAAGCUGUCAUCAUUAAGGAAAUGUCCUUUUUCUGAGUUCCUGGUGUUCUAAAGCUUUUGUUCAUCUGCAGGAUCUUGUUCAGAAACUCAUGCAGAUGAUUUGUGUUUCUCCUCCACCAAUCCAACACGACAUAAUCACAAGCCUGCCAGAAAUCCUGGAGGAUUCUCAGCAUAGUGAAAUUGCCAGAGAGCUUAGGUAAGCUUGAUGCUGCCAUGUUCUCUUUUUACUCUCUCUAUAAUUUUCUGUUAGCUGUUUCUGGUGCCUUAGCUGAAGAUACCUUCUGACUAGGCAUAAGGUGAAAAGAAGUGAAUUUAGAGUGCAUCCAGACAAGAGUGACCAGGACUCGCAUUAGGUUUGUGGUCCAUUAAGACCCCUAAUCAUUUUCACAUGUACUACUGGUAAGCUAGGUGUCCCCCCAUUUUAUAUUUGUACGGCUGGUUAUUCCUGCCUUAAUGCAGAACCUUACGUUUGUCCCUAUAGAAAUUCAUUUGGUUAAUUUUGGCCCAGUUGUCCAAUCUGUUAAGGUCAAAUUGAAUCCCGAUUCUGUCUUCUAUGGCAUAGCUACCCCUCCCAGUUUGAUGUCAUCUGCAUGUUUGAUUAUCAUCCCCUCAAUUCCUGCAUCCAAACCUUGGCAUUCAAGAGACUGCAACCACAAUUGUAAGACACUUCUGUGUCUCAGUUCAUUUUAAAGGGGUGUGUGUGUGUGUGUGUGUGUGUGUGUGUGUGUGUUUAAUUCCAGUUUCAAAAGAGUUCUGAGAGGGAAGGGCAUUGAGUUGCCUAGAAUUAAUAUAAGGAGCCUUUAAAGCAUGAACUCUGCACAUAGUAUUUUCUCCAUGCCAAUCUGAUUAUUCACAAGAACUGAUGGUGGCAUCAUAAUCCUUAAGGCUAUAUUUCUUAAUUCAUUGCUGCUGCUGCUGCUGCUGCUGCUGCUGCUGCAUUCACUGUGGUCUUCAUCUGAUGCACUGACAGUCUGAGCUUUUCAAGUGCUCCAUAAAAAAGCAAUAUUUCAGCAGAACCCCACCCCCUCCUCUUCCUCUUCUUAUAAUACGUGGAUAAAACCAGAAGGCCACAAAAUUCAAACAAAGUUUUUAUUGAACAAGGUCAGCUGAUCCUGAUGCAUUUCAACUAAUUAGUCUUCAGGGUAGAAAACUGCACCACACUUCAACAUUCUCAUAUAAGGUCAUAUAUAUAUAUAUAUAUUUGUCACAGGCUGCUUCCUUCCAUAUUUGGGCAUUUACUGUGGAAGAGCCAUGCUUUGUUCACUUUUAAUAGAGCAUCUUCAUAGUAUCAUAAUCAAAACAGCUUCCUCCCAUGUUUUCCCUUUUCAGCUUCUGUUCCUCUCUCCCAGAAAAUCCACUGUGCUUUGUUUAUUUAAUACAAUGGAACAGCUGCAUAAUUUCUCUUAAGUGUAGAUGAACCAUUGUCUAAUAUCUGUUUCUCCCCACACUCCUUAAUUGCAGAGUGGGGAAGAUCAUGACUGGGUGUGCAGCCGGGGUGUGUGUCAUUAUUUAGCCUAAUCCCUAAUACGAUGAUCUCAAUUAAGAUACCCGCUCCUCCUCGCCCACUACAGAACGUUAUCUAGAUUCCUGAAAUAUCAAAGCAGGGUUGCUAUUCCAUUUACAGUUUAAAGGAAACAAGAAUGAUUAAAUCAUCCACAUCUGGAAGCACCCACAGUUCAAAAUGGAUAUUUUGUGUUUUAUAUUUUAUUUUCUUGUUUUGAUUGUAUAUUUUAAAAUCUUUUGUAAACCCUUUUGUGUAUCCUUGAUUGAAAAAGAAAGACAGCAAACAUGGGCAAGUUAUACAUUGUAGAGAUAAUCAAGAAAUCAUUCAUAAACUUUUAUUGUAGCAGCGUACAAAACCGUCUUUGUACAAAUUGAUACUGGAUGGACUGUAAUCCACUAUUGCAGUUUGGGAAUUUUGCUAGAUCUUAAAAGGUCAUUUUGUUGUCCUGCGUUUCAGUUCGUUAUUAAAGGAGAAGACUGAGCUGUCUGUUCCAAUCCUUGAUGCCCUUUCCAGUUUGAAUCUAGAUGUGGGACUUCUGUCUGAGGUAGGGAGCCCUGUAUGGGCACACAAGCAAGAUAUAAGUGUUGCUUAAAGUCAUGAUAUAGGUGAGACUAGGUACUCUUUGUACAUAAAUAUGUACAAGCAUUCAGGGAGAGCAUAGGAGAGUUAGAAAUUAUAGGAAUUAGGUUUGCCAAGGCUGGAAGUAAUGCAUUUUCAGAUCUGAAAAAUCCUCAUUAACUAUAGCACGUGGAUCCCAGAUUUGGAUAGCAGACACAUUAACAUGCAGUCUUGGUGGCUGCUCUGUAAUUAUGAAAUCCUUUCCCUCUGGAGGCUCCCCUAAGCUUGUUCCUGAUCACUUUCUGGAAGUUCUGAGUGACUUAAAAUAUAGGGUAGUGCUUGGUGGUCAUUUUUUAUUUGAGCCUUCAGGAUUCUAGUAUAUUCUCAGCCUGUGUGAAUUUUCCACUAACAACUCCUGAGAACCCUAAUAAUGAGGUAAGCAAGAACUAUAAAUAAAUGCUGCACUUUCCCCUGCUCCUACAGCUGAAAAAUCUCCUGCUCUCAACCUAGGUGCGCCAAUCUGUUAUGAUCACAGUCAGUGCCGUAAAAGUGGAAGAUUUGCCUGUAGUAGUUAAAUUUAUUCUCCGUUCCGUCAAGGCCACAGAUGCAACAGAGGUAAAGUGUCCGCUAUUAAAGCUGAAAAGUAUACUCUUUAGGAAUACAGAGAUGACUUUGUUGGGAUAAGCACUCAAACAUUUGUUUUCUUUCUACGUGUGAACAAGAUGAGCCAGCACACACCUCUGAAACUAAUGUUAUAAGUUCAUGAUUUCCAAUUGCUUUAAAUCCUUUUUAUCUUUUUACCUAGGCAGAUAAGAGUAUCAUUUGGCUAAAGAUUUUCAUCUUUUAAGCAGGCGCAUGACUCUUAAAGAAGUGUGACCCCUUUCUCCGUGCUAAAUGCUUGCUUGGCAUAUAGCAGUCAAAAACUGAAUUAUGGCUCACAGGGCAGCAAAAGACAAUUCUUCACUUGCUGCAGACAAAGGGUUAAAACCAAACUUUUUUUUAAUGGGAAUAAUUUCUUCCUUUUUUUUAUUGCUCAUUCAGCAUUCCUUUCCAUAAAAGGAAGUAGAACUAGGUUUGCCUUUUUAAAAACUAUUUUAAAUAUGAUAGUUUAAAAAAAAUCCACUUUUCAGUCCAAAAACAAUGUUAAGCUUUUGUUUAGUUGAUGAUUCUGUAUAAAUUAUAAAAAGUAUUUUUUCAGGCUCCUUCCUUGACAUUUACCCCAUUUACACUUUUUUUCUCCUACUCCACAAUCACUGUCUUAAAAUAUAUGACCAUGAAUGUUUGUGUGUAUUUCUGAGUAAUAGCUGCAGAAACCUAUGCACUGUGUUAUGCAGGUAAUUUCUGACCUUCGUAGGAAGUUGGACCUGGACUCGUGUGUUUCACUUCCACUGAUUCAUGUUUCUCAGACCAAGUUCAGGAGCCAGACUUGGACAAGGUUUGUGUGUUGACAUUCAGCUUCACCCAAAGACUUGCAGUCUCCGUGCAUGAGCAGUUAGGAUGAGGCAAAAUCAUAGCCUCAGCGAAACAUAGCAAAGAAAAUAUUACAUCAGGUUUCUGGUGCCUUUGUUUGCAUGGAUGGGAUUGCAACAUUUCAUCUCCUUUUGAACGUGUUCACUUUGAAAUCUCACUAUUUAAUUGUUCUCUCCCUUUCAGCUAAAACAGCAUCACCAUCACAGCUCUAUAUUUAUCUAUGCUCAUCUCCCCUGGUGGGGUUUUUUUCUUUUUUUGGUAGUACACGUACACAUACACACAAAACUAAGAAUUCCCACCUGAUCCUUUAAGAAGAACAUACAGAUUCCACAGCUUAUCUGCCACAGGGAGGUUUUCUUCUUAAAGAUCAUAUAAAUCUUUGGACAGAUCUAAGAGUCCCCUACGGGGGUAGGAAAUGUUCCAUAUGACAAGGGUAAUGGGUAGAAAGGGGUUGUGGGGUGUGUCCCCAACACAUGGAGAGCCUUUCCACCAACAGCAACUGCCAACUAUCUGAUAGAGGUUUGACAGUUCUUCACACCGUGAGGGUGAUUGAUACAAUGAGGGGACCCAAGACCUCAGUGUGCACUUGGACAAUCCUAAGCAUUCCCUGGCAUGGCUGGUGUGUUAACUGUUGCAUCUCCUCCAGCUGUUACCCUCCUUUGCCAUUUAUUUGCCUUAGAUGGUACUGCUGCUUUGUGCAGUUAUCACUGCUGCCUUCAUUUUAGUGCGUUCCCACUUUCUCGCUCCCUUUCAGUGCUGCUGUGCCUUAUACCUGCCAAUGCAUUCUUUUGUGGGUGGCAAUUUAGCCACCAAAGUUAGACUUUACCUGCUUAGCUGCUUUUGUGGUUAAGAUGACGGGCUGCCUACCCAUCUUGUGCUUCUUUUCAGUCUGUCUGCAAACCAACUGUGUGUCAACCAGGACUGCGUCAAGCUUCUUUUUGAAGUUAUAAAGUCUGCUGUUAAAUUCCAGAAGACCAUUUCAGAAGGCUGGAUUAAGGUCAGGGUGUAUUUUCUCUGUGGGUAUGCACUUUUGCCAAGUUGUUCUUUCUUUCAGAUGCAGUUCUAUAAAAAAUAUGUACUUCAGAUUUUUAUUUAAAGAUCCUGUUAAAAUCUAUUUCCUUUUCAGUAAGGAAAUUAUAUGUGAAUGAUAGAAUCAUCACAGAACGGCUAUGCUGUUGAAUUCAGACUUUGAGUCCUAUUUGAGAAAAUCAAAACAGAACAGAAUAGAAUCACAGAGUUGGGAGGAAUCUUUUGAGGACAUCCAGUCCAGAUUCUGCAAUGUAGGGUGUAACAUACAAUCAUAGUCAUUGAGGAAGAAACAGGAAAGGAAAACACUUGAUAGAGCAUAACCAUAUGUAGUAAUGAACAUGGGCAGUGGAGAUGGACAGGCACAUGCGUGGGUAGUCUAAUGACCAGCAUACACUCCUGGGAAGGGACAGCUAACCAUGAGCUAUCCCUAUUCAACACCAUCUCUUUAUGAUGUAAUCCUCUCAUUGUGCUCUGAAGCCUUUCUAUCUCCCUGCUGCCAAUGCAGGCCGUCUUAAGCGGCAAUCCAAUACCCACUCAUGGGGAGCAAGCCCCACUGAAAGUGGGACCUGCCUCUGAGUGGACAUGUAUAAGAUUGUGCUGUUAAGGAGGCUUCCUUAACUCUUCCUCAUCUGGUGCCUGAGUUCCAACCUGAGUUUGUAACUUUGGCAGUAUAACAUCUGGCUGCCUGGAAUUACUGCUAGGAAUGCAGAAUGACUGGGAGUAAAUUCCUUUCCAAACUUAUUAACUAAUAGUCAAAAGAAGAUAAAAUAACACAAUAAUCCAGGAAGAUGCAGAUAAUAGAAUCAUAGAAUUGAGCUGAGUGGGGAUUUGAACCGUGGUCUCCCAGGUCCUAGUCCAACACUCCAACCACUACACCACCAGAACAGAGGCUUAUAUUCCUGAAAUGGGAUGAAUGUCUCUUUUCAGUAUUUGAUGGUGAGCCCUAAUAAGUUCCAGGAGCAUUUUGACUCAUGUGGCAGAAGUGCCCAGGUGUGUUUCUCCUCCCCAUUCCUAUAGCACAACCUUUGUCCUAAGACUGUGGUAGAAGAUAUGUACAGUGGUACCUCGGGUUACAUACGCUUCAGGUUACAGAUGCCGCUAACCCAGAAAUAGUACCUCGGGUUAAGAACUUUGCUUCAGGAUGAGAACAGAAAUUAUGCAGUGGCGGCGGGGGGAGGCCCCAUUAGCUAAAGUGGUGCUUCAGGUUUAGAACAGUUUCAGGUUAAGAACGGACCUCCAGAACGAAUUAAGUACUUAACCAGAGGUACCACUGCAUUAGGAAGGUUCCAAUAGGUUUACACUAAUAAUAAUAAUAAUAAUAAUAAUAAUAAUAAUAAUAAUAAUUUAUUAUUUGUACCCCACCCAUCUGACUCUGUUGCCAACCCAGCCACUCUGGGUGGAUUCCAGCAUAUAUAAAAACACAGCAAAUUAUUAAAUCUUUAAAAGGCUUCCCUAUACAGGGCUGCCUUCAGAUGUUUCCUAAAUGUUAUAUAAUUACUCAUCUCCUUAACAUUUGAUGGGAGGGCAUUCCACAGGAUGGGCACCACUACUGAGAAGGCCCUCUACCUAUGUCUGACUUGUGCAUGAUUUCAUGUGAUCCCAGCAAUCAGCUGGAAAUAUGUGUUUAGUCUCUUGUGUAGGGUGGUUAUUUGUUCAGCAUUGGCAACUGUCUUUUCCGCUUCUGUUCUAGGCCAUUGAAAGUGUUGCUUCUGCCUCUGACCAUAAGGUAAUAUCUUAGAUUCUGCAGUAGCUGUUCUCUACCUAUAAUUAUUUUUUUAGGGAUGUUAAUUGAAGGGGGGAACUUUUUUUAAAAAUUUCCCAGCAGCAAUUACAUUAAUUUGGAAUAGUGUGAAGUUGUCACUUGUGUAGUAAGAGGACAUCUUGAAACUGACCUUUACCUUCUUUCACUGCAUUUCUAACACACCUGAGUUACCUUUCUAGCUCAAUAUUUGUAGCAAAUCUAUCUCUUCACUCAAAGCCAUUAGAAGUCAGGUCAAGAGCCAAACUUCUUUUCAUCCAUCCUCUAAACUGAGAGAUCUCAAUCUCUGGCCUGCUUGUCGAUAUGACAGAAAAUUGUUCCAUUCUUUGGCCAAGAUACUAGAAUUCUGUUUUAGAGUCUUGUCAGAUUCUGCUUUUAGACACUGCCUUCAGUGUAUGCACAUUUAUAUUUGAUUUACAUAAGUACAAAAAGGAGUUGUUUUCAGAAUUUGGAUUCACUUUCUCCCCUCCGUGUAUUUGUGCUAUGGAAGAAAUUCUUAUCAGAAAGUAGAUGAGGACUAGGAAUGAAUUUUCACUGAAACCUUAGUUUAUUGUAAACACUGGCUGGGCCUUCCAAUCUUUCUUCUGAAUCAUGAACACUAGGAACGUGUCAUUUUAAAAGCAAAACUAAAGAGACGUUUUUCAGAAUGCUAUAUAAAAUUACCACAGGUUCUGCCAAGUGAGCUGUCUAGAUCCAUUGUCUGGUCUGAUCCUUAUUCUUCUAACUUGUUUGGUUGUUAACCUUUGUUAAUUGUUUUACUUGCCAAAAGGUUCUGGAUCUGAUAAUGCUGUUAGUAAUCUAUGCUACAAAUGGCAAGAACAAGAAGCAGAUUGAGAGAGUGCUGAAAAACAAGAUUCAAUCAGGCUGCGUAAGAGAGCAGUUGCUGCGCAAUGCCUUCCGUUACUACUUAAUGGUGAGUACUUCUGCUGCUGUGUGAUCCAGCAUGCUGACAGUCUUUCCCCCAUUCCAUCCUCCGUCCUAAAAUCUGCAUGACUAUUUAUUGGUUUGCAUACAGACCUUGCUUAUUUUAUCCACAUGGCUGUGUACACAGGUACAGAUCUGCAUGGAGAGACAUUAAAGUAAAACAGGCAGAGAUGGUUACAGCUUUUCCUGCAAUCAUGGUGGUUUCAACUGCAGAAAUGGCUGCUGGCUGCCUCUGCAUGCUGCCUGAUUUAUUCUGAAGAUAACAAGACUUGUAUGUGUGAACUGGCUCUAGGAUUCAGGGUGUUACUGGCUCCUACAAAGAUAUGCUCCCUGAACAUGUCCUUCUUUACGUCUGGAAACUGUCAACAGGAGACAUCCUCAUACGUACACUUCCUAAAGCCGGCUGGAGUAAAACUUCCUUCUGGCAGAACUAGGCAGCGUUGGUGGCUUCUAUCCCCUCAGAAGCCUCCUUAUUGCUUGCCUCAUUGUCUUAUUGAUUUACAAUGUAAUUUUAGAAAUGUCAGUCUGUCUGGCAAAUCUGUAUGAAUUGCUCCAGUAUUUUGUUAGCUCAUCUUUGUGAGAUGUUGAAGUGUUUCCUGUAAUCAUUGCCAAUCUUUUCAGGACAGUAAAAUAUAAAAAAAAACCUUAACUUGGAGUAAGAUAGACAAUUGGAAAGAUAGUAGAGGUAUGUAUCAGAAUCUCCCUUUUUUCUGUCUUUAUCUAGGUUAUGAGAGACCUCUUUCCAGCUGUCCUGUCACUGGCUGAGAUCUUUGUACACUCGGCAGAUCCCUGCAUUGUCUCUUUUGGCUGCUGUAUGUACAAGCAAGCAUUCACAGUCUUUGACUCUUAUUGCCAGCAGGUAUAGUUCCAUUCUCUGUUUGGUGAAGUGUGUGUGUGUUGUUGCCUUGUAGCAAUUGACAGCUACUGGUUCUAAUGUAGUGGGGGGCAGAAUGCCAUGGAUCAUAGAAGACAACCAGUUUGCAUCAAGUUUCCUGUUUUGUAGCCAGGCCUGUGCCAGUGAUAGGUGAGAUAGGGCACUGGCCAAAGGCCCUUUUCUGGCCACAGCACUAUUAGCCACCCUGCAGCUACCAGGGCUGGGCCAUGUUCUGGUGGGUGGGAAAUAUUUAAUUCCUCACAUUAAACACCACUGAGAGGGAGGGAAUAGUUCAGCAUAUUAUUAUUUAUUAAAAUUAUUGCCUGCUCUUCACUAGAGAGGUCCCAGGGAAGGUUAGAACAAUUUAAAAUUCAGAAUAAAAAUAGAUAAAAAUCACAAUAAUAUGAUAAGUUCUGAAAAUGCACACCUCUGGCGUCAAAAGUCAAAACCGUUUAUCUGCACUUCUCCCUUUUAUUUUCCUUUUGUUACAUCAAGAUGCCUGCUGUGAUUAGUUUGAUCAGCACAUCUCUGUUCUGUGUUUUGCUCUGGUUUAUGUAGAGUUCCUUGUCAUUCUCUGCAGUCCAACUUAUGUAGGUGCAAACUAUGUUAACCAAUAGGGGAAAGCUGAACAAGACUAUACAGGCAAAGAAGGCAGGGCCGGCCCACCUAUGAGAUGUGCUGAGGCAGCCACCUCAGGUGGCAGAAUCCCAGGAGGCAGUGUCCCCAUGACUGUUGGAAAAGUGGCAACUUCCAGCAAGAUCUCACCAAAAUCUUGAGACAUCUUGUGCCCUUCACUUUGUGGGCACUGCUGUGUGACCCAACUGAAGGAGGCCUUGGACUCAGGUGGCAAAACAGGAUGGGAUGCCUCUGGAAGUAGGCAGCAUCUCUAGCCUCUCUUAUACCAGGGCAGGGCCAUUCUGCCCAAAGCUGGACUGUAUGCUUUUCAUUUUUCCUUGUGUCUGUUCCUGCAGGAGAUUGUGGGUGCCUUGGUAACUCAUGCAUGUGGUGGCAAUAAUAUUGCAGUUGAUGUCUCUCUGGAUAUGCUCAUUGACCUAGUGUCUCUUCACACUUCAUCCAUAGUUCCUUAUGCAGUCUUUCUGAAGGCAAGUAUGAUACAAAGCUAGGAGCUCUCACUUUGGUACUAACAGCUUAACAACUAACCAUUCUUCUUUGGAAGAGUCUGAGCAGUCGGCUGGUGCUUGAUGGUCCACCACAGUUUGGUUAAUGGUCCACCUUUUGUGGCCCUUUACUCAGAGGAAGUCAGUCCAGGUGUUAACAGUAUACUUUUUGCUGUACUGCACAUUCUGUUAUUAGAAUUUAUCAUGAAGAUAUGGAGUACUUGGCCUGACUCCGAUCUCUCCUUUUCAGAGCAUUUUAGAUUAUAUGGAUAAUCUAAGUCCACAACAAAUCCGGAAGCUAUUCCAGAUUCUUAGCAUGCUGGCAUUCAGCCAGGGGCACAAAAGCAAUCACAUUCAGGUGAGUAAAAACAUACUGAGUCCUGUAGAUCCUGAUGGUUAUGCACUGUAUUGACCUGGCUAUAAGCCACACCUGCAAAUAAGCCACACCUUUAAAAUUCAAGGUUUAUUUGCUGGUGCGGCCUGCCUCCCAGCACUAAUGCCCUGAACAGGGGGCGGCGGGUGCUCAGCACCCCACUCCCCAAGCCGGUGCUGGCACUCGGCUCCAAAUAUAAGCCGCACUUUAACUUCUCAGAGUCGGAAUUUGGAAAAAAGUGCAGCUUAUAUUUGGGGCAAUACAGUACUACCUCCAAGAUGGAAUUCCUUUGAGUACCAGUUGCUGAAGAGCACAAGUGGGGAGCAUUGCUAUUGCACUCAUGUCCUGAUUCUGGGCUCCCAUACGCAUCUAGUUCGCCACUGUGAGAACAGGAUGAUGGACUAAAUGGGCUUUUGGUCUGAUCCAGCGGGGAUGUUCUUAUGACCUAAUUGCAAAUAUCUAGAUGCCAUUGUGUGUGUGUGUGUGUGUGUGUGUGUGUGUGUGUGUUAACAGUGAAUGGUCAAAAUUUGCUGAACGUUGCUGAUACCUGCUACCUUAGAGAGAAAACAUUUAUCCACUUCUCAGACUUACUCCACUGAAUUCCAGCACAUGUACUACUUCUACCCUUUCAGGUGUUAGAGAUUUCACGCAUAAUUCAGUGGCAUGAGAUUUACUGUGACUGCAUCUGGAUGAGGCGUUGUUAUUUCUGACAUUCUGGUUCCUCUCUUUCCAUGCAGGAUGACAUGCAUAUGGUGAUCAGGAAGCAACUCUCCAGCACUAUUCCAAAGUAUAAGCGCAUUGGUAUUAUUGGUGCAGUUACCAUGGUGGGAAGCAUGGCAGCAAAGAGGUGAGGAAAUGGAGAAGAAUUUGCACACUGUCGUUUAACUCUUUUCUAUAUACAGAUGGCAACCGAGGGUGUCUCUUGAAAACCGCACCAUGAAAAUCCCAAGAGAAUAUAGCAAUUUUCAAAAACCAAUUUCCAAAUAUAUACCGUAUUUUUUGCACCAUAGGACGCACCGGACAAUAGGACACACUUUGUUUUAGAGGGGGGGAGAACAAGAAAAAAUAAAUUCUCCCCCUCUCUGCCCAGCGCCCCUUCAGCGAAGUGGCAGGAGGCGCUGUGCAGAGAGGGGGAGAACUUUCCCCCUCUUGUUUUCCCGCUCUAAAACAAGGUGCCGUUUAAGGUGCAUUCAGGCGGCUACCUUGGAAGCCUGGAGAGCGAGAGGAGUCCGUGUGCACUGACCCCUCUCGCUCUCCAGGCUUCAGGUUCCUUUCGACCUGCUCUUUGGGGCUGGCGGGGGGAAGCCCACCACCAGCCCCAAAGAGCAGGUCAGGGAGCAGCGGAGAGGCUCCUGCCAUAGCCGUGCGUCAUCUCUCCAGCCGGGAGAGGGUUGCGGGGCUAUGGCUUCUUUAGCCCCGCGCGCGCUAUCCCGGCUGGAGAGGUGACGCGCGGCUAUGGCAGGAGCCUCAACAGCCGCGUCACCUCUCCAGCCGGGAGAGGGUCGCGGGUGCUGCUUUAGCCCCACGCGCGUCUCCCGGCUGGAGAGGUGACACGGGGCUUUAGAGGCUCCUGCCAUAGCUGCGCGUCACCUCUCCAGCCGGGAGAGGGUCGCGGGGCUAUGGCGUCUUCGCUCCAUAGGACGCACACACAUUUUCCCUUCAUUUUUGAAGGGAAAAAAGUGUGUCCUAUAGAGCGAAAAAUACGGUAGGUUGCCCAAAAGAGCUCCAUUAAGGCUGAUGCCAACAGUAUGCCUUAGAACAGGGGCUUCCAAACUGUCGUCCAUGGGCAAACUUCAUUCAGGUGGAUUUGUGGCUGAAGACAGGAGGCAGCUUAUCCAUUGUGUUAAAUAUGGUGAUUUUUAAUUGUAUUUUUAUUUAUUCAUUUAUUUCUUGUAUUCUACUAUAUUACAGUUUGAAGUCUCUGGAAUUCAGAUUGUUAUACAAUAAAAUACAAUUAUAUAAGAACUGAAGGACUCAAUAAAAAUACAGUUUAAAAUUGUACAGCGUCUAGCACAGUACAUUACAGUUGCUACAAUGAGCAGAAAAAAAUCAUUAAUUGGUCCACCAGGACCCUCAGCAAUUUUUAAGUGGUCUAUGGGGAAAAAGAGAGCAGAGCCUUAGAAAAAGCGAGCAGCAGGAUUUCUGUGUUCCCUGUGUACACACAGCGUAUACCAAUAGUGCAAGAGAGAUGAGGGGCACACCGCUUUUCAAAUGUCUGCCAAAAUGUUGUAGAGCCUAAUGAUCUGCAAUACAUUUGCAUAUGAUUUAUUGAUGCCUUGUUAAAGGUGAGGUAGAAUUCUGCGUUCCUGGGCUUUUGAAAUGAAUGCUAUCAAAAUGCAUUCUGCAAAUUAGGAAGGGACCCCUCCAUGGUAUUGUUUUAAUUCUGUGAUAUGAAGUGAUCGAAAACACAACAGAAGCUAUAAAAUAAAAUAAUAGUGUUCUUGUGAAGAGACACAAUUCUUACUGGAUUUCAGUUUUCAGUUCAUUAGGCAAUAGUAUUUGGGGUUCGUUUGUUUUAGAGAGUAAGCCUUCAGAGGAUAUGUGAGCAUUUAUGGCAUUUGAAGCCACCUCCCUACCCAUAUGGGACUGUGACAGUUAUAUCAUUGUGAUGAUUAAUUGGACAGUGAAUGAUGAUCAAUGAGAUGUAAAGAAUGUAAUGAAUUUAUGGUCUUUGAAGCAGCCUUAGUUCCAUUUCUGUGGCUCAGAAAUGUAUAUGCGAGUGCCCAACUACAUCUGUUAAAAAUAAUUACUCUAAAAUAUAAUUUCAGGAGUAAAGAAAAUGGACAGCUCUUGGAACGGGCACAGCUGAGCAAGGAGCAAUGUAGACAGGCAAGUAUUUGAAUAUUUGCAGGACCCCUCUGGGAAUAGGUAGUAUGUGGGGAAGAGAUGUGUUUUUUGAAAAAUUGCAGCAGAACUGAAUGGGAAGGAUCAGUCAGUGUAAAGCUUGGGGAGAUAUUCAGACCAACAUGAUGCUUGCUUAUUUAUUAACUUAGAAUUUAAACUGACCGGAAUCCCCCCCAAUUUUAACAUGGGGGGGAAGUCGUUAGAAAGUUUCUGCUUUUCAUUUUAAACUAUCUCCUCCUUUUAUGCACUAAAGAGGAGAUGCGAGGAGAGAAUAUUCAAGCCCAAGGCUUGUCAGAGCCUUUGCUCAUAAUGCUAGAAACCAUGGUUUAGUAUUAUGUGAGGUGAGGCCAGGUAAAGAGGUUAGAAAAAUAAACCUGGAAGAAUUAAUCUGAGAAUGGAUGAGUGGGAGUUAUGGGAGAAGCAGGAUGUCAAUGUCAGUAAGACAAGGUGUCAGUGUAGAUUUGUGCACACAGAAUGCGUUUCAGAGAUAGGUGUCAGAUAUUACUUAACAUUUGGCUGCUGGUGUUCUUUAUAAUGUUCACAGGGGAAUGUGCACAGGCUGCCUGCACUUGUGGAACCAUCACAAGUUGCCUGUACAAAUUAUCCUAUCACAAUUAUGAGAAGAGCCGUCGACCAAAUGCCAGAGUGACAUUCAUUUGGCUAAUGACAUUUCUUGUAACCUCUAAAGCCACUUGGGGGUUUGUGGGCUAUGUGCGAACAUUGGAAAGCUGAAACCAUAUCAUCCUCCAGUAACUACUCUGCUUCUUCUUUUUCUACAGAUUAUAUCUUUACUAGAGCUGGUUUGCUCCUGCUGUGGACAGGUCCCCCAGGCCUUGGCUCUCUAUUACGAUGAACUUGCCAACUUGAUUCAAAAAGGGAAUUUGGAUUCUCAGAUCCUAGUAGGUCAUAGAGCUAUUGGUCUGCAUCCAUUCAGUUACAGACAUUGUAUAACCGUAGCUGGGAUAAUAUUAGCUGAAACAGUAGUCUGGUAAAUCAUGGUAAACCGUAAUCUGAAGCAAUUGUGCUCGUGCACAUUGCUCCAGUUGUUCCUACUGCUCCCUUUACCAAGCUGAGAGGAAAGCAACCACAACGCUAGCUUAGCAUCACAUGCAAACCAUUGUUCAUGUUUGUUUCUCUCUCUAUAAGCCAUGAGUUGAAGGUUUGUUUUCUACUUCAUGCUCUUGAUUUAUAUGGAAGAAACAAACCAUGAGCGCUGGUUCACACGUAACACUCCACCAGCACUGUGGUUGGUUUUCACCUGGCUUUUGGCAACGGAAGAAGCAGGGUGGAUGCAAUUUGAAUAACAUGCACCAGCAUGCUGGAUGUUUGUGGUAAGCAAACAUGUUUCUGACUUCUUGUUUCUGACUUCUUCUGACUUCUACACCCUAAAAUCUUUUUUCCUCUACACCUCUACACCUUUUUUCCUCAAAGAAAGUUUUAACUUACUGCUUUACUAAAUCCUUAAAUAAAAUAAUAUCUUGUUUUUGGAGGGAAAAUAAGGUUUUGGCACCACACCUAAGUGCCAUACAACUUGAACCAGUAUUGGGAGUAGAUUAGGCUAAUUAAAGUCUAGGAGGUUAAAGGGGUUCUCAGUGGAAGCAGUCAGAGGAAAAGUAAAACUAUCCACUUGAUGGUAGUGCGGGAUAAAUGAGGAGUUGCUUUAACUAGUUUGCAUGCUUCACUUCCUCCUUUAACCUGCACCGUCACCCUUCUUCAACAUAAUUCUUUAAAAUGAGUUUUCCUUGUGGAACUGUCAUUCUUUCAGGAGUGGAUUGAGAACAGUGUGGAGAAGGACUUUGAGAGAGAUUUUGUGACAGAUCUUCUCCCUAUAGAGGACAGGUAUUUCAGGAAAAAAACACCAUUCACACCUUCAGUACAAAAAAUUCAAUUAGUUAUUGUAGCAUUGGCCAUCAAUUGAUAUCUGAUUUCUCUGCAGUGCUUUCCUGCUCCCAGUGAAGUCCCUGUAUAGCUUGGAAGAUGACAAAAGUGAGGGAAUAAUUGCUAUUAACUUGUUGCCUCUGCUGUCCCAGAGCUAUUUGAGCAAGAAUGUAGAUGAAGUAGCAGCUAAGAGCCAUGACAAAAGGUCAGUGGUGCUUCUCUGUUCUUAUUGAGAUUAAUAGAUAACAGCCUUGGGCAAGGCAGAAUGUGACUGCUAACGCAUACUUUUUAAAAUUUAAAUGGAAUCAUGGAAAUAUGUUGUUCCUUCAGAAAGAACUAGUCAGGAUGGUUAUGAAGAAAACACGCAGACAUUUCUGAUAAAUGUAAAAAGAAAGGGAAAGAGCAGCAGACUCACAGUAUUCCUUUUCAAAACACGUCUCAUUGCCUUGCCACAGCUCAUGGUCCCUAUCUCUCCAGUUUGCUUAGUAGUGCAUCUGCGUCUCCCAAUUAUCCCAACUUUUUUCCCUAGUCCUUGCAUAUGGGAAGAAAGAUUCCAGUUUCAUGAGAGGAGGCAAUUUAUGCAACAAGAAAGAUGCAGGCAAAUUUAAAUAUACUUUUAAUAAUUUGCCAAGUUUUACAUGGUCAGAAGAAUGUAGUAAGAACACAUAAAGCUGCCUUAGGCAAAGUCCAAACUAUUUAUUCACCUAGCAUAGUAUUGUCUGGGGUUGGGGUGGCUAACCUGUGCCCCCCCCAUACAUAAACACAAUGAAUAUGCCUAUUAAAGAGAUCCCCCAAGGAAACUACUGUUGGUUUUUUAAAGUAUUAAGUGGUGUGAGAUAAUUUGGUGGUCAUUUAUUGGUCCUGUAUAGGUUUAGACCAGGGCAGCCAACAUAGUUGUUGGACUCCAGUUCGUAUCAUCCCAGACCGUUGGUCAUGCUGGGUGGAGCUGAUGAGAGCUGGAGUCCAUCAAUGUCUGGAAAGGCUGCAAGUUAGCUACUCCUGAUCUAGGGCUUCAGACUGGUCUUUCCAAGCCAUGUCUGGAGAUACUGAAGACUGGACUAGGACAUUUUUCGUUUCUUCUCUCCUUUCUCUCCCCAGGGUUCUGUCUCCUCUGUGUUUGUCACCAUUCUUCCGGCUGCUGAGACUCUGCAUGGCAGAACUGAAUCAAGGGAGCUUAGAUGAUGUUGAUGCCCUAUUAGGUACAGGUUAUGGACAGUUAUCUCUGUGAAUGAAUGGCAUUUAUUGCUUUAGUCCAUGGACUACAGCAGAAGAUAGUUGGCUCUGCCUGACCUAAUCUGUCCUGUAAUGUCUUUGAGGGCUUGGGAUGUUCAGAGCUGGGCUGUGAGCAAAACAUCUUAUCUUCUAAUUUGUUGUCUCUUAAGUUAUACUAUUCAUUCCCCCAUAAUAGACAAUUACUAGGAAUCACUGGUCAUGUGCCAUUUACCUCUCAGGCCAGCUGAACUUAGUUCUGUGUUACUCUGGGAAGGAUAAGGUGCUAGCUACCAUAUACAAAUGCAACAGCUAAGAGGGAUGGAUUGUGAAGGUGGCAGUGGGUGGGUGCUUUGGUUAUGUUGAACUUAAGUUAACUUGAGCCCUGGGGUUUUGCCAUGUUUGUUACAGGGUGUCCUUUGUAUCUGACCAACUUGGAGGUGGUAGGAAAGUUAGAUUCCUUAUCGAAGCAAGAGCGUGAAUUCCUCUGUUCUCUUCUAUUUCAUGCCCUCAACUGGUUCCGUGAGGUGAGCAGUACUAUGCAAGAAAUAGAUAAUUUCCUACUCCUUCAAAUCCUGGCUAAUAGGCCAGAUGUCUGUCUGAUAUGACAAGUACCAUCUCCCCAAAAACAUAAAGGGAAGCUUUCCUAAACUGGGUUCUGUGUGUGUCUAAAUGGAUUCAUAUUUUCAUGACAUAAAUAUUAUUUUUGUGUUUGGGAGUGAAGAAGUGUGUGGCUUCCUGACUGGUACAUGUAAUAAAACACAUGCCUUCAGAAGUACACACUUUUUAUAAUACAGAUAUUAAUAUUUGUAACUGGAAAAAUAAGUGUACAAAGGAGCCUCCAGGAUUCUUUUUUUAAAAAAAUGUUUUGUUUGUCACAUUACUUUUGUAAAGAGUGUCUGCCCCAAGAUGUCAGAGCACUGUCUCAUGCAGUAUAGUACAGCAAUUUCAAAAAACAUAUCUGCAUCAUUAAAGCUGUGGGUUCCUGGUCAAGGGGAUGAGAUUUGCAGAUGCACUUCACCGUGUUGUUUGGCUGACAUUUUAUGGUCCAAGUCAGCAACUUAUUUUUAACAGGUGAUAUAUUUGGAAUUGGACAAAGGCUGAGGACACAAUCCUUAUUGUGGAGUGCAUUAAGAUGUCUCUCCAGUGUGCUCUGGAAGUAUCAGAUUCGAUAAAAGGUUUAGCAGCCAUCCUAGAUUAGCAGAGGUAGCUAGGAAAGAAGAUGUCCCUUUCUCGGUUUCACAAUUUCGCUUUGCCUUUCAAGGUGGUGAAUGCCUUCUGUCAACAAGAUGACCCCGAGAUAAAGGGGAAAGUUUUGACUCGGUUACAGAACAUUACGGAGCUACAGUGUCUGCUGGAAAAAUGCUUGGCAGGUGAGCAAGAACAAAAUGCAGGGUUAAAGGGCAUGGGGGAAAGAGAAUAUCCAGUAUCUGCAUAUGUCUACAAGUAGAUGGGCUGGCAAACAGGUUGACUGUGGUUUUCCUGUAGGUGUAGGAUUGCUGCACAGAGCUACCUGUGUAUUUCUCAUUGUCACAUGGAAAUACAAUUCAUGUAGAAACUUUGUAAUGUAUGAAGGCUGCCUUAAUGUAGUCAACAUAAUUGCUUCCCCUUUUGUUUCUCAGCAAGCCCUGGAUAUGUUCCCCCUCUUGCAAAUUUUGAUUCUGAAACCUCAGAAGGAGUACCUGUUAUCAAUACCAUUGGUGCCACCAAAAAGAAGAGCAAAGGUAACAUAUGCUAAACUUUAUUUUUAAAAUAAAAAUUCAUGGAAGGAUAUAAUUGAGACUAUAAACUUUUUUUGCAAAUAAGUCCAGGAAUGCAGAAGAGGUUAUGCAAUAAAAAGACUGUAUAGCACAGCACCUCAAGCUUAAAGUAUAAUUGUGCCUUUGUUCAGUGAAGGAUUCUGUAUAUCAUGGCCUGUAUACCAUGGUGCUGCAGGAGUAUCAGAAGGGCUGGGUCGACCGGGAGGCUGCCAGGCCUCCACACUGAGAAGGGCUCCCCUCUUCCAGGCUUACCCAGUUCUCCGUCUCUAUAGCUACUCCUUCUUGUGAGUAGUAGUACGGCAGCAGUCACUGCUGCGCUAGUGGCAUUCCUUUGGAGAGUGAAGAUAGGGAGAAAGGUGUUAGCAUGAAGGUAUUGAUUGUUCUCCAUGUCUGAGGGGCAGCCUUUGUUUGGAAGGCGCCCAGUGUUUGUGGAGUGUGUUCCUCAAGUGCAUAGCGCCUUUCUCCAAGUGCCCCCAGCCCCUCUCCUGAAUGCAAAGUCCAUAUGCAGGGAGCCUGUGAGGCAGCAUACCACACACCACAGAUGUCAAGAAGUGAAGUGAGCUGUGCUUGGGGCAUGCACAGUUUGAAUCCUGCAGGUACAACCAUGGGAUUGAACUGGAGAUCCACUGGGUCCAGAAGUCCCAUUUGGAGUGGCCUCAGUUGGGCACCAGGUGCUGCUGGGCCCAAUUACUUGAGGAUCAGGUCUUCUUCGUUGACUUCUGUGGUGUUGUUUUCACUAGGCCAUCCUUUUUGCUAGCUUAACUCACGCAGGGCUCCUAUGGUCACAUGACUGAUCAGACGGGGCUUGGGAUGCACAUUAUGUCCCCCCUCCCUCCUGUCCUGGAACGCCCCUUAUUCUGGGCUUGCACCAGCUUUGGCUGCUGCAGGAGUUUGCAUAGCUCCAUCUGAGCCAAGGGUGGGGACUUAGCUGUGUCAGGAACUUGCCAGCUUAGCUGGGGAUCUGCUGCAUCCGAAGAUGCUCAUCCCAACAGAUCUUGCCCCCUUUCCUUCUAUUUGUGAAAUGCUCCCUUGUUUUUCAGGGCAAAAAACCCCCAAAUCUGAUAAUGGCAAAAACGGUUCUGCAGACAACUCACAACUGGAUGAGAACACAGAAGCAAAUCAGCCUGAAGCUGAGAUCAGCCAGCCAGAGAAGGUUCUAUAUAGCCCAAGUUAUUUUGAGGAGUAUACAAAAGGAAACUAAAAAGAGCAGACUGGGGUGCUGUGGAUUUUUUUCUAGAAAUCUGAGCUUUAUUCUCUCCCUGAUUAUGAACAUCCUCUCAUGAAAAAUCUGAUAAACCACAUGAUAAAAAAGCAGCAUUGGUGCAAGCAUGCCAGGGUAAUUGGUAUCCACUCAGUGGCUUAAGGGGUUGGGGCCAGCAAAAAUGCAUUUCAGAUUCUUAGGGUGCCUUGGAUUUUUCAAGUCUUAAAUCAGUGUACCCAUGAUUUGUUAUUUUUCCUUCUGGAUGUGUAGUACACACUGGCAGCAUAUACAAAUACAUGCCCCCUUAGUGAAAAUCUAAGACCAGACAUUAAGGAAGAAGCACCAUAAUCUGAAUGUGCAGUCUUCCCAUUCUGUGAUGCUCUUCCAAUUCUAUUGUCCUAUAGCUGUUUUUAAGCACAGACUUGGAUGGCUAUCUACCUGUCAGGGAUUCUAUAGCAGCAGCAUUUCUUGCAUCAGCAGAGGGUUGGGCAAAGAUACCUUUGAGAUGCCUUACAUUUCUAUGAUUCUAUACAGUGGUGCCUCGCAAGACGAAAUUAAUCCGUUCCGCGAGAGUCUUCGUCUAGCAGUUUUUUCGUCUUGCGAAGCAACCCUAUUAGCGGCUUAACGGAUUAGCGCUAUUAGCGGUUUAGCGGCUAUUAAAGGCUUAAAGGCUUAGCGGAUUAGCUGCUAAAAGGCUAUUAAAGGCUAUUAAAGGCUUAGCAGAUUAGAUAAAGGGGGGGAAAGCGAAAAAAAAAUCUCAAGACUUGCAAGACAUUUUCGUCUUGCGAAGCAAGCCCAUAGGGAAAUUCGUCCUGUGAAGCAACUCAAAAACGGAAAACCCUUUCGUCUAGCGGGUUUUCCGUCUUGCGAGGCAUUCGUCUUGCGGGGCACCACUGUACUGUUGAAAGGGGAAUUUGCACAGUCUGUAUCUGUAUAUGCCACCUGUGUAUUUCAUCUUAUCAAAUGCCAUUGAGAACCAAUGCUGGCCAAAUGCAGUGUUACUUUUGCAGUUGACUGGCACUCAGUCAGUUCCCAGAGAUGUGUCCUGUGCAAAGAGAUAUGUUCUUGUUCUUCUUUUGUUUUCAGGACUCCACAGAAAAAGAACCAGAGACUCCUUUGGUACCACUGCAGAGUUAUAGUGCGUAUUUCCGUGAACUAGACUUAGAGGUUUUUAGCAUUAUUCACAGUGGCCUGCUGACCAAAUCUGCUCUGGAUACGGAGAUGCACACAAAGGCACGUAAAUUUAAAGAACCAUGACACAAACUUCAGUGUACUUACUCUCACCUGUUGUGGUGAUAAUACACAGCAGCAACACACACACUUGUCCCAUCCUACUCUGAUAUCUCCUGAACUAGCAUUUUUAUGCAGUGCUAUAUUUAAAUGCCUGAAGGUCCUAGAAUACUUCAUUUAUAGGCCCCAUAGGAGCAUUUGGCUUAAUUGUGUCAUAUUCUUCCCUUAACUUUUUAGACCCAUGAAGUGGUGCAGAUUGGGCCAACACAGCUUCUGUUCCUUUUGGACGAUCUGAGUCGUAAGUUGGAACACAUGCUGAUUCCAGCUGCUGCAAAGAGAGCCCCCUUUUUUAAGGUACGUACAAAAGAGAUAGCAAGAAGGCAAUGUGUUUCUUAUGUCAGGGACGAAAUGCAGCUCCCCAGGCCUCUCUAGCCUGCAGGACUCUCCCCAGGGCAUACAUCCUCCCGAAACCACAGUUGUCAUCAGCUCUGCUUUACAACCUACUUGAGGGUUUUUUUCCCAGUUGAAAUGUGUCCUUGAAUUCUGAUAGUGCUUCUUGCUUGCCUGGGUGGAGGGCAGAGAGGGAUGUGGUGAGUGUGUAGAAAUUAGCCUAAGUAACACACUCUCUUUGUCCCUUGUGAAUUCUGAUUCACUCUUGUAUACUUCCUGGUUUGAUCAAAUCUUAGUUUGCUGUUAAACCUGAUUUAGUAAACCAUGAUUUGAUCAAAGUAGGAAGCUGGGGAGGGAAGACGAGCGGGGAGGGAGGAAGUCCAAGCCACAUUUUUCCAGGUUUGUGCUCUUCAAAAGGUGACCAAGUUAUGUGCCCAGCUUUACGCUGGUACCAGCCAUGCACUUUAGUCUAUACUGGAGACAAUUUCAUGUUUGCUGAGCAUUCAUUGGUAAAAUCCCUUUCACCUAUACUAAGGUUUGAUCACUGCAUAAAACUUUAAAAACCUUGGAUUUUCUACAGGGAAAAGGAAAUAGAAAUGUUGGAUUCUCACAUCUUUGUCAAAGAUCAUCUCAAGAAGUGAUUGAAUAUGCUGUUGAACUCUUGAAGCCACUGUGUAACCACAUGGAAAAUAUGCACAACUACUUCCAGGUUAGAAAGUAAAUUGCUUAGACUACAUCAACAUACAAUGUGUGUUUUAUCAGGUAUGGGGUUUGUUUCCAUCAUGAGUGUUUUGUAAAGUAGGUGGAUCACAAUGUAAGCAAGCAAAUGGCAGCUUUUUACUUAAUAGUUUGUUCUUCAAUUAAGGCACUGAUUGCAGAGAACCAUGGUGUGAUCGAUGGGCCAAGGGUCAACAUUCAAGAACACCACCUCAUGUCAUCCUGUUACCAGCGAUUAUUGCAAGUCUUUCACCUUCUGUUUGCUUGGUGAGUGUGUGGAAGUGCAAAUAUGACAGUGAGGAUGAACCAUCACUCUUAUUUUAGGGCUCUUAUUUUUCUUCUUGGCUAGGACUCCCAUCAAACAAGCCAUUCUUAGCUAAGGUCAGGAAUGGGCUCCUGUGAAGCUCAUUGUCAUAUAGCCCUGACACAGUUACUUUGUCAGAUUAAGACAAGAAUGUAAGCAAAACUUUAGGGUGCUCAACUAUGUAAUCAGAGCUGAUAGUCCUCUGCUGUAGAAAUGAGUCCCAAGAUUUCUGACGACAUGUGGCUGGCAGUCUGUGCAUGAAAAGCAUACAGAGCUUGAAGAAUGCUUACAUUUCUCUUCCCCACACUAGGCAUUAUUGCAAAAGGUGAUUGAUGUCUUCUCUUUCCUCAGGAGUGGAUUUUCUCAACACGAAAACCAUAGCUUGCUGAAAUCUGGUCUUCGUGUCCUAGCACAUAGACUCAAGCCAGGGGAGAGAGAUCUCCCUCUUGAGGAGUUGCUCAGGUAAAAUAAAGAACAUGUCCCUCAUGGUGCACCCCUUAGUGUUUUUUUAGUCCCAUUCUGAAUAGACCACCUUUCCUCUUGUCAAAGUGCCUGAUCCUUCCCGAUAGUUUUUCAAAUGGAUCUAAAAGGUAAAGAUUCAGAAACAGGAUAUAGGAUCCAUCACUGGGCACGGGAAACUGAAUAUUAGAAUGUGUUUAUUAUGCCAAUAUAUCAGCAAUGUUGUUAAUAAUAAUAAUAAUAAUAAUAGUAAUAGUAAUAAUAAUAAUUUCUUUUUUGUAUCCUAUAGUCAGAGUUUUCAAUACUUACUGAACUUCCAGCACAGUAUUCCCAACAUUUACUGUGCACUGAGCCUCACUCAGCUUCUGCUUGUCAUUACUGAAAAAUCUGGGACUAGCCAGAAAAGCAAUGAAAUAGGUAAUGUGUACAGAGUUUCCUUGCAUUGCAUAGCUUUAAUUUGUAUAAAUUAUGUGUAGUUUUGAGAGUUUCAGCAAGCACAUUGAAGAAGGCAUGCUAUGCUUUCAAGAAAUAAAAUGUUGAAAUGAUUUAAUUUAUGGUUAGUGUUUCUUAACUAACCUAGAUGGAAAGUAGGAUUCCAAAGUGGAUGAUGCACACAAUGUUUGUACGUCUUAUUGGAAAUUCCCUGAAAACAGGGGGAGCUUUGUAUGUCACAACCCAACAGAGAUCAUUGAAAAAUAGUUGCAGGAUUAUGAGACUAUGUCUCCAAUGGGUGCAGAACCACAGGUGCUUGAGCCCACAGAUGUCACAAAUGGCAAGAAAUAAAAGUUGAUGCAAAAUCACAUGGUGUGUUCAACACAUGUUAUCUGCCUAGCUCAUGGAUAGCCAGUAUGGUGCCCCUAAAAUGUUGCUGGACUACAACUCUCAUCAUGCCAGACCGUUGGCUUUCUUGGCUGGCCUAAUGGGAGUUGGAGUUCAGCAACCUCAGGAUAGCCCCAUGCUGGCUACCUGACUGAGACACUGAAAGCAGAUCAACAGACUGUUGCAUGCCCUGCACAAUAAAAUAAAUCCAUGCAUUCUUCUUUUGUUCUUCUUCAACAGCUUCCAUCACUAAACAUUUUCUCUGCCAAUCAUGGCUGCAGCCCAGUGGAAUUCGUCAGAAGGGCACCCAGUUUAAUGAUGCUCUCCACACUUUGUUCUGGUAAGGAUGGCUUUAUGUUUGAGAUAUAAGCAUAAUGCUCUCUACUUUCAUUCCCACAAAAAGAUCAUGAUGUAGCAGCCAGUUUAUUUCAUUUGACAUUGAAAAUGCCUCAUUGGCAACUACUGAGAUUGUUUAAAAAUCACAAUUUCUAAUCAAAUUGCAUUUGUAAUUACACUACAUUUUUAUAAUUAUGAAUGUUGAUGAAAUAGGGAGGAAAACAUCUUUUAUGCUUUUCUAGUACAUCAAGCCAAAUGUAAUGUAAUGUAGUAUAAGCCUUAUAAGGCUUUCUGAUACCAUAUGGAAUUCUGGUAAUUUUUGUAAAAAAAAUUGUUCCACACAGUAUCUAUAUGGAGCACACAGAUAAUAUAUUGAAGGCGAUAGAAGACAUUUGCAGUGUUGGGAUUCCGCAGCUGAUUCAGUCUUCUAAGGAUGAAUACUCUUCCACUUACCCUACGUUGACCAGGUAAUGGGGACCUUGAGAUUUAUUUUUUCCAUUGAACAGUUCUCCAAAAAGAAGGAAUAUUGGAGAAACUUAUAUUAUGUAUACAGCAUAAAUAAUAUGUAAAUGCUUCAGAGAAUAAGAAUGCUCAGAAAGCUGUGUAUUAUUUCAAAAUGGUGUGACUUCAGCACAACUUUCUAUUUUCACCAGGCAAACUUUUCCAGUUUUCUUCCGAGUGAUGAUGGCUCAGCUUGAAAGCUCAGCGAAAAGCAUUUCUGCUGGAAAACCAUCAGAUUCCAGUGAGGUAGGGUGACAUAGGGUAUCUGAGAUUUCUAGCAGGAAGUCUGCAUGCCAUAGCUCUGGCAGAAUGUGUUAGAGCGUGUUUCAGCCUCACCAUGUACUUCAUUCCUGAAGCUCAGAGCUGAUUUUGCACAAGUACAAUAACUAAGUGGUAAAAUAGCACAUUUGUAAUCGAUUGUAAAUGUGCGCACACACAAACACUCCAUGGCAUUUAAGCACAAUUGGAUUGAAAGUACUUGCUGGAGGAGGAUCAAACCCUCACUUGCAUUGUUUAUUGUAGGGAACCUCAGUCAUAUAAAUGUGUUGUCUUUCAUAACUGACAGUGGCCUAAGUGAGAUGUAACACUAACCUGUGAUUUAGCAUUGUGUGAACAAGCCUAGGUGAACCUCAGACUUGCUCAUCACCACUGCCUCUCCCUCUCACCUCGAGGAACAUAUCUCCUGGCAGCAGCCAGAUGAUACCCAAAUAAACAUAUUUCUACUCUUGUUAUUCCACAGGUCCAGCUAGAGAAGUUGCUACACUGGAACCUGGCUGUCCGGGAUUUCCACAUCCUUGUUAAUUUAGUCAAGGUGAGCAGCCUUCACAUUAACAAGGAACAUGCAUUGCUGGAAUAUGACCGUGCAGGAUUCCUGUAUUCUUAUCCAUUUAGUCAAAACGAGUGCCUUUAUGUUUAACCUGGAGAAGAGUAAAAAAACAAAUGUGAUAACCAUCAUCAAACAUCUGAAGGGACUGCCAUGCAGAAACAGGGGGCUGUUCCAGAGUGCAGACUAGAAUGAAUGGGUGGAAAUUGCAGGGAAGCUGAUUUUGGCUAAACAUUAGGAGAAACUUCCUAACAGCAAUUUCUUACAAGAGCUUUUCAGCUGGAAUGAGCUGCCUCAGGACCUUGUACAGACUUUUACGUUCAUUGGGAAGGUGGGAGGAAUUGCUUUAACUAGCAUUCUGGCUUCUCAUCAUUCUUUCUGCUGGAUCCUUUACUCUUUCCAAACAGGUAUUUGACAGUAGGCCUGUGCUCAGUACUUGCCUGAAGGUAAGUUGAGGAUCUGAUGACAAUGGUGGCUCCCACAGGGGCUUACAAAUGCAUGAGAAGACAAUCCCUGCCUUCAAGCUCACACAAAAGAAAAGGGGGCUGGGAGAGAGCAGGGCGGGGGGAAGCAAGCUCAGGUGCUAUUUCUUAGUUACAGAGAUCUGCAGUGAACAGCAGGAAUUGAGGAAAAAAUGGAGAGCAUCCAAAAGUUGCUGGUCUCUCAGUGCCAAAAACAACCCAGGCAAUCUAGGACUUCCAAGAGCCUUCCACUCUGAUACUUCAAUUUGACUCUGCACCUGGCUAUAAUUGCAAGGCAGGGAGCACAGAACUUCAUUCAGUGAAAGGUGCUUAUUAUGUGAACUUGGAUGUAGGUAUGAGGGAGCACCAUGCUGAUACUUGAAAUUACUGGCACAUGUACCUUCUGCCCAAGUAUUCCUGCUACAGUAGAGAAACUUUGAAGCACAAAUACCUUUUGAUUACAUAGCUACAUUGCACUACAGGCAUCCUAUGAAACAGUUCCUGAGAUUGUUUGGGAGAAACUAUAGAAAUUAAAAUGAUGUAAAUUGGUGGCAGGGAUAUGCUUUAAUACUUCUUCCCUGAUUAAGCUGGAAAGGGAAAUAAACAAAUAUGCGAGGUUCCAUGCUCUGUGUUGUUAACUCGUGGCUUGUUCAAAUAGCAUCUCCUAAUUAUUGUAAGCAAUUACCACAUUUUCUGCCUUUUUGUCUUUGCUCCAUGUAGUAUGGGCGUCUUUUUGUGGAAACAUUCUUGAAGCUUGGCAUGCCCCUAUUGGACUGCAGCUUUAAAAAACACAGGGUAAGGUGUUGGAAACAGGGCUGUCUUCUGAUUAACACGGGAAUGGACUGAACAAUUUGUGGCUGCUCUUUCUAAGCAUGGAGUAUAGUGACUGUGCAAAUGAUACAAUGAAAAUGGGGGAGGAAAUGUUUGGUAUAACUGAGUUGAUCUGAGAACUGAACAGUGCUAAUAGUGAAACAACUUAUGUGCCUUAGUGACACUUCCUUGCAAACCUGCCAUGACCCAGAGCAUGGGAUAAUAGUAAGACAGUAACUCAGAUAAGGGCUGUUUCGUGUGUUACUUUUAAAUGUACAUCUCAAAGAGGUUUAGGGGACAUGUGGCAAAUAUGGGCAUCAUACAAGUACACUUGUCCAGGAACCAAGACUGUACACUUGGUAGCAAACCUGAGUUUGGUGUGAUGUAAUAUGCAAAGCCGUCCUAAUUGGUUCAGUAUACCCCAUUGAGUGAAAACAGAGCCUUGAGUUAGUGAUAAUGCAGUAUUCCAAGUAGCCCAAUAGGUGGCAGUUUUGAACAGGCUUGUAAAUGGUUUUCUUCCGCCUUCCAGGAGGAUGUGCAGAGUUUGCUGAAAACGUUGCAGCUGAGCACUAGACAACUUCACCACAUAUGUGGCCAUUCCAAGGUAAAGAAGGCUACAAAAAAAGGUGUUGGCUUCUAAUUUAGUACAAUCUGGUCAAUCUGCUUUAAGUUCUCUAUCAGAGUAUGCUCAGUCUUCCCAUUUCAGUGAUUAUUUGUAAUGAAUUGCAAAUCCAGUAAAAGGCUGGGAAUCUCCAGGUUGUACUCCAGCUAUUCUUGCUUUAUCCAUUCCUGUCCAUGCAUAAUAAGAAGGGUCCGGCUAACGUUUUUAUAAGCUAAUUGCUAUUAGCCUGUAAGUCUGACCUUUAUUAUUAUGGACAUAUCACAACCACAGGUAUAUUCUUCUGGAAGGCUAAAUUGUCAUCAUCUGUUUUGCUACUCCUGAUAUUGUUUUUUGUUGUUGUUUUGUUGUUGUUGUUGUAAAAUAGUAGUAGUAGUAGUAGUAAUAUAAUAUUCAACCCUGAUCAACUUAAGAAGGUUAUAUUUAUGGCAGCAGACCCUUUCCUGCUCCCCUAUGCCCCACUGCCAGUCCUGUUGCCUACAACUUGUUCCUUGAUCUUACACUUGCCCUUUUAGAGUUAGCAACUGGGAGAGAAGGUAGAAGACAAACUUCAGAAGAAAGAGCAAGUUUGUCGAAAGGCAACAAGCUACAAUAUCAAUAGCACUCUUAAGUUUAUAAUAUACAUUUUACAAUCUUUAUACUAUUUAGUUAUAACAACCAUAUUGAAGGUCGUUAUUUCCAUCAUAGCAGAGACAGGGAGAUAAAACCUUGCUGAAUGCCAUUCAGUGCAUUCAUAAAACAGGAUUUGAAGCCAGAUUUCCUAUAUCCCAAACCACCUGAACAAUCCUGAUUAAAUACAGAAAAAGAUGCAGAUAAGGAUUGUUAAUUUCCUUCUGUGCAUUUCUUCCAUGUGUAGAUUCAUCAAGACACAGGACUCACCAGCCAUGUGCCGCUACUGAAGAAAUCCCUUGAGCUGUUUGUUUACCGAGUGAAAGCAAUGCUGGCUCUCAAUCAUUGUCAGGAAGCUUUCUGGGUGGGCGUCCUCAAAAACAGGGAUCUGCAGGUGAGAAUAUAUAUGUGUACAGCACUACUUGGUUUCUUGUGAAUGGCUCAUUGACUGAGCUUGGUGGAAUUUGAAUGGACAUCAUUAUUCAAGUAUUAGCAGAGUAAAUAACAUUUAAAUACAUGGAAGAUCAUAACUUUUAUGUUAUCAGAUGUCUUUUUAGAAAGCUGAGUGAACACUAAGCAAGCUCUGUAUGGUGAAGAAAUGGUAAAGUUAAAAUUGUUGGAACUAGAUGAGCCAUGUGCAACUGCAACGUUAUAUUGAUCUGGGUUCCUCUUCUCUCAUCCAUGGUGCAGAUAGCGUCAUAGUGUCUAGUUGUUGCUAACUUGAAUGAUUUAUUUCGAUGGAGAUCAUCUGAAAGGGCCUCUGAACUCAAAGAAAUUAAUUUUCAGUACUGGCUUUUGGAAGCCAGUUUGCUGACAGUGUGAUUAUCCUCUUCAAUUGAAUGAUAUACGGGUAACAUUGACACACACAGUAUUUAAGUGAAAUAGAAUAAGAAAUAAGCCCUUUCUUAAAUUAAAAGUAUUUGUGCCGAGUCCUUCCAGUAGAAUGUUUGAAGCAGCUCAUAACACACCUUCAAAAUACAGGUAAGUAGCCGUGUUGGUCUGACGCAGUCGAAAUAAAUAAAAAAAUUGUCCAGAACAAACUUAGUUGGUCUCCAAGGUGCUACUGGACAAUUUAUUUAUUUUUUAUUUCUUCAAAAUACAGUCUGUGACAAAUGCAAGAACAGCUAAAAAGGGGCAGGGGCAGCAACCAAAAGAGCUUUAAAACCAAAUAGUCAUAUGCCAGGAGUCAAAUGCUUGUCUAAAACAAAAGGUCUUCACAGACUAGCAGAAAGCCAGUCAAGAGAGAGGAGAGUUCCAUUUUUGAGUGGCAUCAUAAGUUUAUUGUGUCCAUUUUAGGGAGAAGAGAUUCUUUCACAGGCAUCUCAAGCUAGCAAGAUGGAGGAGGAGAUUUCCAAGCUUCCUACAGAGGUAAUUGUCUAAAGCAUCUAUUGUGGUUGUUGUUGUUUUUAUGAUCAUUAUAUUCUGCAGUAGGGGAAGGGUCAAGAUUAUCAUUCUGUUUCUGGUACAGGAAAUGCACAAUGAUAAGAUGUCUUCACCGUUGUUGUAAUCUGAGCUGUGCCACUGUUGCUUCUUUCUCACUAACAUCUUUUGCACGAAAUGAGCUGCAGUCUGUAGGCUCGAGGGGGGGUAGGCUGACCAAUGGGCAUAAUCCGGUUAGCCUAAUGAGAUAAGAUUAAGAUGGAAAUGGCACUCUGAACCAUUCCUUUCUUGGACAUGGAAAGGCAGCAAUUUGCACAUUGGUGAAACCUACCCCUAACUUUACAUAUAUGCUAAUAAGGUUUAAACUGGUGGUGAGGGGCCAAGAAAUAUUUGGGGUUGUGGUGGCUAGCUCAAUGAAAAUGCUUAUAGAUAAUGUGCAUACAUCUGUAUCCCUUAAUCUUCACCGCUUGUGCAUCAGUGCCAUGAUUUUUUUUUCCCAGGAGGAGGAGGAGGAAGGGGAAGAUUCAGAGAAUGAAGAUGGGAUGGAUAUCAAAGACAGUGAUGAAGACAGCUCUGAUUAG